Molecule: messenger RNA, 2054 nt
Organism: Monascus purpureus
Lineage: Eukaryota; Fungi; Ascomycota; Eurotiomycetes; Eurotiales; Aspergillaceae
Source: the annotation of a GenBank genome assembly
AAGAACAACAACUCUCGAAGACAGCGGGAGAGCAUUGCCAUCGGAACCCGUACUUGUACCGUCUCAGACGAGAACGGGCAAUGCUUCCAACCCGUUUUGCUAACUAGCAUUUCUCUUCUCUCUCUUUUUAUCUCCGUCUUUGCUUCUGGGCGAAUUCCUCUCUCUUCCUUUCCUCCUCUCCGCCCCCCUCUCUCUAUUCUCAAGCCUACAAGCGGGGUGAAGUCCCCCUCCCUGAACAGCUCUCCGCCGCAUCCCAACCCCGAGGUCUGGCCCGCUCCACCAUCGGGGUUGCGGCGUUCCUGAAAUGAAUUUGACCUCGCGAGUCUUGAACCUGUUUUCGACGACAGCGACACCAGAUACCCCUGCUUCCGAUUCUUCUUUCCCGCAGAAACCUCGCAGUGGCAGUGACCUACACUCUCCUAGCACGAUAACGGGACACGUUACCGGCGAUGGCGCCCGUGUACAUCCCAAUGGCUCUGAGCAAGGACUGGUGGAGGAAGAGGAGUUCCGUCCUCCAUAUUUACAUGCAAUGAUUGCCGGCGGUACUGGAGGGACCUGUGGUGAUAUGCUGAUGCAUUCCCUCGACACGGUCAAGACGCGGCAGCAGGGAGAUCCACAUUUCCCCCCCAAGUACACCUCUAUGACAGCGUCUUAUGCGACUAUCUAUCGACAAGAGGGAAUUUUGCGUGGUCUUUAUGGCGGCGUGACCCCGGCUCUCAUAGGCUCUUUUCCUGGAACCGUUAUCUUCUUUGGUGUCUACGAAUUUACCAAGCGCCAAAUGCUGGAUAGGGGCGUCAAUCCGAGUGUGGCAUAUUUGUCUGGUGGCUUCCUUGCCGACCUCGCUGCCUCGAUCAUCUAUGUCCCCUCAGAGGUGUUGAAAACACGACUACAGCUCCAGGGACGGUACAACAACCCAUACUUCAAUUCCGGAUAUAAUUAUCGCUCCACAUCCGAUGCGUUCCGCCAGAUCGUUCGACAGGAGGGAUUCUCGGCUCUCUUCUAUGGCUACAAGGCCACUCUCUUCCGGGAUCUUCCCUUUUCCGCGAUGCAGUUCGCCUUCUACGAGCAGGAGCAUGCCCUAGCAAGGAAAUGGGUCGGCCACAGAGACAUAGGGCUUGGAUUAGAGAUCUUCACCGCAGCGACAGCCGGUGGACUGGCGGGCGUGAUCUCUUGCCCAUUGGAUGUUGUCAAAACGCGAAUCCAGACCCAGCAGAAUCCGGUUGCCUCAAGCUCGCCUUCUACAUCUCCUUCCGUGCCGUCCAUAGGCAAGGGGGAGCAUACGUUGGGUGGCGAGAAUCAAAAUCCAAGACAACAUCAUAAUCCUUCUUCUACCUCCCCCUCAAAUGUCCGCACACACGCACGGCCCAUCUCUACUUCUUCGCCUUCAACGUCUGUGCGGCCACCCGGAACCCCUCGUCUGGACACCUCGUCCGUGUUUACCGGGUUGAAGCUGCUCUACCAAGCGGAAGGCAUCGCCGGAUGGUUCCGCGGAGUGGGACCGCGUGGCGUGUGGACUAGCAUCCAAAGUGGGACGAUGUUGGUUCUCUAUCAAUAUCUACUAAGAAAGUUGGAGGCCUACCAGAAUAGAGCCGAAGUUGAGCCUCUAUGAGGUUUGUUCUAUAGAGUGUGAUUUGGCCUGCAUGGCAAUAUCGACAAGGGUUUGGCAUGUUGGAAGCGUUUGCGGUGUCGGCGUUCCGGCCUUCCUUUCUUUCUUCUCGUUUUCUUCAUCCUCUGAUAUUCUUGUUCUCUUUACCUUUUCUGGCAUGCAGUGGUCCUGGAUUGGGAGCUCGUGUUGAGCUUGGCCGUGGUAUGCAUACAUACAAACGCCUGUCCAUCUGCUUAGACAUAGAGAUCUCAUUUGAAUUGGCAAUGUAGAAUAUAUAUGACUUGAUACAAUGGAUGUUUGCUAUAUUAAAGCAGAGAAACAUGGCUUGAUGGGAGGUUGGGCAUAUAAUAUAUUGUGUUGUGUUAUGUGUUGUGUUAUUGCACGACUCGUGUUGAUGGGGCAAUCGAUGUAAACAGCAAAUCCGCCCGCAAGCCUAUCUUCAUCGUCA